AUGGAGCCCCAAUGGGAGUCGAAGGCUGCUCAAGCUGCAACUGAGGAGGAUUGGUCUGUUGCUUUUGUCCAUGCCGGAGCCGGUUAUCAUUCCGUCCCUAAUGAGCCUGCUCAUCGCGAAGCUUGCGCCUCGGCUUGCCGGGUUGCAAUUGCGUUUCUCAAGAAUGGUGGGUCCGCGACGGAUGGUGUUGAAAUGGCUUUGAAAAGCUUGGAAGAUAAUGAGAUUACCAAUGCUGGUUAUGGGAGCAAUUUAUCUUUGGAUGGGACAGUUGAGUGUGACGCCUCUAUUAUGGAAGAUAGUGGGCGUUCUGGUGCUGUGGGAGCCGUUUGGGCAUUUAAAAACCCUUCGGCACUCGCCCGCCUCGUCCUGGACAAUGCUCGUAAACCAUUAUCACUCAAGAGGGUCCCUCCUAUCUUCUUAGUCGGCCAUGGUGCUCUUGCCUAUGCGAAAGAACAUUUCUUCCCCGAGGUUGAUAACAAAGCAUUAAUCACUAAGCAUGCACACGCUCGCUGGAACAAGUGGAGGAAAGAGCUUGAUACAGCAGAGCAGGAGGAGCGAGCAACGAAUAAACGCCAAAGAGCGGGCCGACGUCCCACCUCCGCGGCUAAGCCAGCGGUGGAAAAAGCCACUGUGAGGGCACCAAUACAGCCAGACAACGAAGAUCUGGUUACAGACACUGUCGGUUGUAUUUGUGUUGACCGUUGGGGAAAUGUUGCUGCCGGAAGUAGCUCUGGAGGAAUCGGGAUGAAGCAUCGUGGCAGGGUUGGGCCGGCAGCAUUGAUUGGCGUUGGAACCUGGAUUGCUCGUGAAGGCCAGUCGGUUGUCGCAGCCACAUGCUCUGGCACUGGUGAACAAAUGGCUCAUACACUUAUUGCUUCCAAAACUGUUGACCGGAUAAUCGCUAUGGAAGACGAGAUUGAGGGCCUGAGGAAUAGUAUUGAGGAAGACUUUAUGGGUUCGAGAAUUGUCAAAGAGUCGCCCAUGUCUUCUGCAGUAGGUAUCAUGGCUGUCAAGAUUGACAAAGACUCUUCAAAAGGUAGAAUCAAGUUUCUCUACGGGCACACCACUGACAGCAUGGUAAUGGCUCACAUGACCCCAUCCAUGAAGGACCCCGAGACUAUAAUGUCCCGCAAUAGGAAUAACCCCGAAACAUGCAUUGGAGGGAAAUCUAUUCGAGCUUCUAAGCUUGCAGUGGAGUGA
Molecule: messenger RNA, 1200 nt
Organism: Tuber melanosporum (Perigord truffle)
Lineage: Eukaryota; Fungi; Ascomycota; Pezizomycetes; Pezizales; Tuberaceae
Exons: 6
Coding region: 1-1200 (399 amino acids)
Biological process (GO): protein maturation
Molecular function (GO): threonine-type endopeptidase activity
Source: RefSeq, a predicted model, not a curated record